AUAUGAUUCCUAUGAUUCACGUAGUGAGGAAAGAUAAAAGCUGUUUUUGCAGUUUGUUCAAGCAGUUUGUUAAAGUUUCGGUAACGUUCACUUGCCACGAUGUCGAAUUCGAAAAUUGAUGAUGUACCCCAACGUAAAUUAGUUGGAGGAUUUUCUGACGUAAAAGAUGCCGACGAGGAAAUCCAGCAGCUUUGCGACCAAGUGAAAACUCAAGUAGAGGGAAAAGCAGGCAAGAAUUUUGCGGUAUUCAUAGCCAAGCAAUACAAGAGUCAAGUUGUGGCUGGAACGAACUAUAUCAUCAAGGUUUAUGUGGGAGAUGAUGAAUAUGUUCACCUGCAGAUCUACAAAAAGCUCCCGUGUUAUGGUGGAACGGUGGAGCUGAGUAAAAUAGCUUACAUGUUGGCACAAACUGAUUCCAAUAUUUUUGUAAUAUCUAUACACCUUUAUCAGCAGCCACAGUGUUUGUUUUCCUCCCAGAAUAUACAUAUAAAAUGCGGUAUAAUUUUCUCUCGCAUUUACCCAACAUUCAGAAAAAAAUGUUUGCAUACUUCAAAACUGAGGUCACAGUCUGAAAACUUCAGUGUGAACAAUCGUCUUCUGAUGAAGUUUAUUCAAGUCCUAAAAUGGUGCCAUUGCCUUUGGGAAUGAGGAAGUUUGAAUCUUGUGUGUGUAUGUAUGUGUGUGUAC
Molecule: messenger RNA, 687 nt
Organism: Thalassophryne amazonica
Lineage: Eukaryota; Metazoa; Chordata; Actinopteri; Batrachoidiformes; Batrachoididae
Product: cystatin-B-like
Exons: 4
Coding region: 100-648 (182 amino acids)
Cellular component (GO): cytosol
Molecular function (GO): cysteine-type endopeptidase inhibitor activity
Source: RefSeq, a predicted model, not a curated record